AUGCGUCCCGAUGGCAUAAAAACAGAGAACGGCUUCUCUGAGGCUUCGAACGGGUCCUUCCCGUCGACUCCGAGAAAAGUUGGUCUGAACGGGUCGAGCUCUAACGGAAGCUCCCAUACCAACGGUUCAAGAAAGGCGAGCUCUACCUACUACGGACAUAACCGGGAAGAGGUGUCGCGGAUCCUGAUACAAAGUCUGUAUGAGUUGGGCUAUACAGAGUCGGCGUCGAAGUUAAUAUCCGAGAGUGGUUAUGAGCUGGAAACGUCGGGGGUCGCAACUUUUCGAAAUGCGGUAUUAGGUGGAAGAUGGUCGGAGGCAGAGAGAAUCCUACUUCAUUCAUUUCGGAAUAUUGGGUUACAACAGGAAGACCAGAAGUCUGUACCGGAGGAGACACUGGUGUUAGCGGAGGAUGCCGACAGGAACGAGAUGCUGUUUUAUCUACGGCAGCAGAAGUUCCUGGAGCUACUCGAGGCCCGCGAUCUGGCGUCGGCACUUGGAGUCCUUCGGCAAGAGCUGACACCGUUGAAUUUUGAUGUAGAGCGCCUUCAUGCUCUUUCAAGUCUUCUUAUGUGCCCGACCGAAAUCCUACACGAACAAGCGGGUUGGGAUGGGCCUGUCAGCUCAUCACGAGAGCGACUCCUCGGCGAGCUGUCCAAAUCCAUCUCUCCCUCCGUCAUGAUCCCCCAGCAUCGUCUUGCACACUUACUAGAUCACGUCAAACACACCCAAAUCAACAACUGUCUAUAUCAUAAUACCGCCGAGCCCCCGUCUCUCUACUCCGACCACAUGUGCGACCGAAACGACUUCCCAUUGGAAGUUAGCGCGCGCUUGAGUCAUCACUCAGAUGAAGUUUGGUAUUGCGAGUUCUCUCACGAUGGCACCAAGUUGGUCACUGCCGGCAAGGACCACCACGUGCUUAUCUAUGAUACAAGCGAUUUUUCAGUUUUGAAACGGCUUACUGAUCACGAGGAGGGCGUUGCUUUUGCCAGUUGGAGCCCAGAUGACUCCAAGUUGAUUACAUGCUCGCAAGACAAGAAGGCUCGAGUGUGGAGCGUCGAGACUGGCGUUUGUCUGCUUACUAUCAAUCACCACCGCCAACCAGUCACGGCGGCCGCCUGGGCUGCAGAUGGGGAAUCUUUUGUGACGGCCUCUCUCGAUGCUGAAUCUCAACUUCGACACUGGAGCAUGCGGGGCCAACCCUUGCAUUCAUGGAAAGGCGGAUUCCGCGUGCAGGACUGUGCUAUCAGUGCAGACGGGCGACGCCUUGUUGCCGCCGACACGGAGGCUAAGAUUCAUGUGUACAACUUCAUGACUUACGAGGAAGAAUACUCCCUUCCGCUACCAAGCAAGCCGACCUCGGUUGCUAUCAGCCAGGAUUCACUACAUGUGCUUAUCAAUUUGGCCGAGGGGGAGAUUCAACUCGUCAAUAUGGAGACUACCGCUUUGGUACGUCAAUUCCGAGGCCAGAAGCAGGGCGAGUUUGUGAUUCGCAGCACAUUCGGUGGAGCCGCUGAGAACUUUAUCGUGAGCGGAAGCGAAGACUCGAAAGUCUACAUCUGGCACAAAGAGAACGGCAACCUCGUUGAAACAUUGGAAGGACACGAGAAGGGCUGCGUGAACUCAAUAUCAUGGAACCCAAGGGACCCGGGAAUGUUCGCCUCGGCAGGUGACGACGAGUCAGUAAGGAUCUGGUCCCGAGAAAACAAUCGGUCACGCCCAACAGCGCCUAUUCAACAGAGUGGGCUAUCAUCAAAUGGGUUCACACGGACGAGUGCGUUGAGAUCCACCUCGGCUUACUGA
Molecule: messenger RNA, 1800 nt
Organism: Penicillium canescens
Lineage: Eukaryota; Fungi; Ascomycota; Eurotiomycetes; Eurotiales; Aspergillaceae
Product: WD40 repeat domain-containing protein
Exons: 6
Coding region: 1-1800 (599 amino acids)
Biological process (GO): proteasome-mediated ubiquitin-dependent protein catabolic process
Cellular component (GO): GID complex
Molecular function (GO): protein binding
Source: RefSeq, a predicted model, not a curated record